AUGAAGGGCACGCCAACACGGGAAAGGGCUGCGUGUUGGCUUCCCGCCAUGGGAAACCUCCUGUCAGAAUGCAAGAGGUGCACGCCUUUGGUUGAUCAGUGUGAUCUUUGUUGUCCUGAUGUGACCCGGGCUGACGAUGGGGCGCUUGGUAGGCGGUCGCAAGCCCAAGCUGCGCGACAUCAUGAAUACCAGCCAGCAGAUAUCUCAGAGGCCGAGCUCAUGCAGCAUGCGCUUCGCCUCUCAGAGCUUGAGGCUCAGCAGCGCGGGCAUGUGGUGGCUGGUUCCCUCCUCGCAGAUCAUCCCCUGCAAGCGGACUUCCACGAUGAUGACGAUGGCUCUCCUCAAGAGGCAGCGGAACAGAGAGCCAGGCUACGCGAAGAACAGGAGGCAGAAUACCAGGAAAGCCUUCGCAUCGAUCGGGAGCGUGCGGAGCAGGAGGCUCUCAGGCUAAAACAGGAGGAGGAGCGGAAAAAGCAAGAAGCUGAAGAGCAGGAGUCCAAAGCCAAGCAGGCUGAAGCUGCUGAGUUGGCGCGUCAGGAUCACCUUUCACGAAAGCUGGAUGAGGCCAAGAGCAUCAUCACGCCGGAGCCCCCCGCUGACGAAGCUGGCCGGCUUCAGUUCCAGAUCCGCAUUCCCGAUGGAAGGCGGCUGAAGCGGGCAUUCCGACCUGAGGACAGCAUUGGCCAGGUCUAUGCCUACGCCUGCGUCGAAGGUGGUGAGGCUCUGGUGACUCGCGAGUUUCGGCUUGUGGAGACCAUGCCGCGCCGCACCUACGAGGAUCGGAGCAUCACUUUGGCGGCUGCAGGCCUUAAGGGCCAGUGCACGCUGCUCGUGGAGUUCACGGAUGAUUGUUCAGUUGUAGAUUGUUGCAGAAAGCAAGCUGGUUUUGGCACUGACUGGGCCACGGAUUCCUUUGUCAAAGAGGGAUUUUGGGCAGGGUUCUGCUUUGCGAGGGAUCUGGACGUGUCAGAGUUCAGAGCAAAGGUCCCCGAGCUUUGCCGCAUUCACAAGGAAGCAGGAAGCACAUUUGGCAAUCUUUUGAAGAAAACGCCAGCGCAUCUGGGCCGGCGAUCAGUGCUGCUGCCGGCUCUCGGCAUCUUCUGCCCGCUGCCGGCCCGAGCGCAGCAGGGCCCGGAGGAGCGGUUGUCGCUGUACAAGGGCAAGGCCGUGUCCGUUCGGGAAUCUGCCGAGUGGUAUCGCUUCUACGUCGGCGAUUUGGUUUCGAGGGGAAGCGGUGAAGAUACCAGGGACGGUCUCAAGGUCAGUGACGAAGACUGCGGUGGCGGGCUGUGCCUUGCCGGCCAGGCUCUGUCGGAGCUGCAGCGGAUCGUGACUUCAGGAUCAGGGCCCGGAGGUGGACUCUCGCAAGUAGAGCGUGCGCUGACCACACCGCUCUUCUUGAUGGUUGGCUUCGAAGUUUGGGAUCCAGACUCGAGCUUUGGUGAUGAGGCCAGAAAGGCAGCCGGGAAAUUCCAGGCGACCAUCAAUGAACUGCGAGGCAAGCUGAGCGAGCGCAAAGACGCCGACGUGGCCAGCAAAUUGUACAGGAAGAGCUUGGAGGAGUUGAAUGACUUCUUUCGCAUCGCAAACGAAGCUGGUGGAGUGAAGCCUCAGGACGUGGAGUACCUGCCACAGUUGCCCUUGACCAAGCAGGAGCUGGACUCUUCAGAGUACUGGAAGGCUGAACGGGUUGCCUUCGAUGAGGCAAACGACCCGGUGCGCAUCUUUCAAGAGCGGAACGCAUUCGGAUCUCGGGACCUGCGCCAGAGCCUGAAGCGCUUCCCUGGAGCAACACUCGUCUACCCCGGCACUCUGGUAGCGGUGCACCCCAGCAUCGGUGCAAAGACCACAAUUUUUGGCACUGCCAACGGCGCCGGCACCACCGGCAAGCCCUUGACGGCGCGUGCAAACCAAGCAGAUCCAUACACUGUUUUGGGACUUCCUCCCGGCACUGCGGACGAAGACGCAGUUCGAACGGCCUUCCGCCGUCUUGCAAAGGUUUAUCACCCUGAUGUGCCGCAGACUGGAGACAUCAUGAAGUUCCAGGAGAUACAGACAGCGGCGCAGCAGCUCAUAACAGGACGCGCUCCGGGUGCUGCCUGGGAUGCCAGCUCCCUGGAGAAUCUCUUCACGGGGAGCUCCACUCAUGUCUACUCGUCAGCUGCGCAGAGGCCACCGUCCACAGCGCAUCAGCCACUGCAGCAAGCUGACUUCGCAAGUACCCGGAAUGGGAGAGUGGAUAUCGCCUACUGCGCCAGCAUGCGCGACUCAAGCUUGCGCAAGACUGCGAGGCUGGACAGGAUCACCCUCCAAGCGUCAGCGGAGACGCUCUCUAGAGUUCAGCGGGUGCUGACUGAGAUGUCGGGCACCACAGCGGAGCCGUCGAUGCCGCUUCCCAUGGUUGGCUUUAUUCUGGAAGGGCACACCCACAGCAUCGGUGAACAGCAGGUCGCUAACAUUGCCAUGGCACUGGAGAAGGAGUUCGGCAUCGAACUCCUGACCAUCCUCGCCGGCACAUGGAUCAACUUCCCCAUGCCCGUGGAACUCCAGACAGUGAAGGACUUGGCCGACUUUAUCGAGAGCAAAUUGGCAGCCUGA
This is a messenger RNA of Symbiodinium sp. CCMP2592, 2598 nucleotides long. Lineage: Eukaryota; Dinophyceae; Suessiales; Symbiodiniaceae. The record is from the annotation of a GenBank genome assembly.